Meloidogyne enterolobii is the source of this 1482-nucleotide messenger RNA. The record is from the annotation of a GenBank genome assembly. Lineage: Eukaryota; Metazoa; Nematoda; Chromadorea; Rhabditida; Meloidogynidae.
UUUUGAGUACCAUUUUGUCGCAUAACAUUUUUUCGUCCUUUACUUUAGUACCAUUUAGUCGUUUUUUGCUUGUACCCUUUUGUCAGGUCAGGUUUUUAUUGAAUUUUCGUUUGGAUUUUAAAGAUUUUUUAAAUUUUUUUUUCAUUCAAGUCUAUUUUAGUAUUCUUUAAAAAAAUGUACAACAACGUUGGUUUGUCAACAGCUCGUGGUUCCGGUACAAAUGCUUAUGUUCAAUCAAAUGUUGCUAAUCUUAGCUUUUCACGGAAUAAAAUCGUUUACAAUGCUGAAGAAGACAUUGCUCGUGCCGAAGCAGAAGUAAAUAAAGCACCAAAUUUGGAAUUGUUGGAUCAUGAAUAUAAACGGUUAAUUGAAAUUAAAUGUGUGGAAUUUGAAGAUUUGAUGGAAGGAAAGGGUUUUAGUGAAGAAGAAAUCAAUUCAAAAGUUAGCGAGUAUCGCAAACUUUUGUUUAAUGAAUUUGAAAGUGGCCGUCUAAAUAUGGAUGCAGAAUUGGAUUCACGAAAUUCACAUUCUCGUGCAAAAGUUGCGAAGCAAGGACGAAGCAAUAUGCGAUGGGCAUUGGGUAUUGAUGCUUCUUUUGUUGAUGGUUCUUCAAUGGAGAAACUUAAAAAAGCAAGCACAACAAUCCUCAAAGAAGCAAAUAUUACUCAAGAUAAAGCUGCACUUGAAAAAGAAAUGGAAAAAUCUAUGAUGGAAAAACUCUUGGAAAAGAUCAAGAAAAAGCGCGAACAGAAGAAGGAAAUUAAAAAGAUGAAGAGGGCAAUGCGUAAAAAGAAUAAAGAUGAAAGCGACGAUUCUUCAUCAUCUGAUUCAGAUUCCUCAGACUCAUCUUCCACAGAUUCUUCCUCCUCGGAUGACUCAUCAGACAAUUCUUCUCUAUCAGACUCUUCAUCAACUUCAAUUUCUUCCUCUUCCCCAUCUGACGAAAAACACAAAAAGAAGAAAGGAGGAAAGAAAAGAAGCGAGAAGAAAUUAAAAAAGCCAAAAAGUGAAGAUGAUGAAGAAGAGCAACAAAUUCCAUCUUUGAAGAAAGACGCUAAAAGAAGCAAAAACCACAGCAAAAUUCAACAAUCUGAACUUUUAGUGCCAAAAGAAGAACCACAAGAAGAAUCAAAUUUUAAUGAAAAUCGUCGAAAAGAUUAUAAAAAACGAGGAGAAAGAGGAGAAGAAUAUAAAACUCGGCAUGAAGAUAGAAAUCGGGACAAAAAUGUUUCGCGUAGCACCGCAGCUGAUUUCUUUGAGGAUGAAGAUCAAAAUAACAACAGUAAUCUUCCCGCGCAGUAUCGACACUCAACAAAUGACCGUGAAAGAAAUCGAAAAAGUGGAGAUGACAAAGAAUAUAGACGAAAAAGAAGACAUGAACAUGAGGAUGGGGAUGACGAUAAUCGUGACCGUUAUAGACGGCGUUCACGAUCUCCAGAAUAUAGAAGAGAAAGAAAGGAAAGACGAAAUAGGGGUGAGUAA